UCUUAAAUAAUUUACGACGUUACUGAAAGUAUAUAUUUUACUUUUAAAAUCAGAGUAGAUAAAAGUUAUCUGUAAUAUUUUUAAUAUUAAAAAAUAUAUAUAGUCGAAUAUCUAAAUCGAACAGUGUUUCUUUAUAUUUAACCUCGAAACAUUUUGCAACAUGUUAGAAAUAACAUGCAAUGAUCGUCUAGGCAAAAAGGUCAGAGUUAAAUGCAAUCCAGAUGACACUGUGGAAGAUGUCAAAAAACUUAUUGCUGCUCAAACAGGCACAAGAUACGAUAAAAUCGUUUUAAAAAAGUGGUAUACGAUUUUCAAAGACCACAUAAAAAUUGGUGAUUAUGAGAUUCAUGAUGGAAUGAAUAUCGAGUUAUAUUAUCAAUAACCUGUUUUUAUACAAUCCAGCUAAGUUUAAAAAUGUACACUUUUAAGUUAAAUUAGCAGCAUUAAUAUGUUAAUAUUGAUUGCAUUAAUAUUGAUAUAAAAAACCUGAGUAAAUUAUGUGCUAUCUUUAUAUUUUAGUCCUUGAUUUUUUUUGGCAUUAUUAACACUCUUGCAUUUUUAUGAUGCUUAUUUUUACUAUUGUGAUUCAAAUAUAAUAUAAAUAUAAACUUUAUUAUAAUUCAUAAUUAUUAAAAAUAAUUCAUGCUCAUCAAUUUCUGUAAAUAAAGUUUUAGGGCAAUG
This is a messenger RNA of Ctenocephalides felis (cat flea), 681 nucleotides long. It is a transcript of the gene ubl, whose product is annotated as ubiquitin-like protein 5. Gene Ontology annotation, cellular component: nucleus; cytoplasm. The transcript has 3 exons. Lineage: Eukaryota; Metazoa; Arthropoda; Insecta; Siphonaptera; Pulicidae. Gene Ontology annotation, molecular function: protein tag activity; protein binding. Gene Ontology annotation, biological process: mRNA splicing, via spliceosome; protein modification process. The record is from RefSeq and is a predicted model, not a curated record. The coding region runs from base 161 to 382 and encodes 73 amino acids.